This is a messenger RNA of Galleria mellonella (greater wax moth), 865 nucleotides long. RefSeq names its product mitochondrial import inner membrane translocase subunit Tim8 (gene Tim8). Bases 147 to 425 code for a protein of 92 amino acids. The record is from RefSeq and is a predicted model, not a curated record. NCBI's taxonomy places the organism in Eukaryota, Metazoa, Arthropoda, Insecta, Lepidoptera, Pyralidae. The transcript is spliced from 2 exons.
GGCAGCAUGGUCUCCGACCUUAGCCUGUUCCAAACGGAACAAACGUACUAAAAAAAAAAAAAAAUUAACCUAAAAAUUUCGUUAAAUCGCUUUGACGGUACUAAUUAUUUAUUUUUUCUCUUUUCGAGUUUGACAUUCCAGAUAAAAUGAGUGAUUUAUCAGAUUUCUCGAGCUCUAACACUAAAGGAGCAGACUCGGAAUUGCAAGACUUUCUUUUAGCAGAGAAACAAAAAGCGCAGUUUCACGCGCAGAUCCAUGAAUUUAAUGAUUUCUGUUGGGAUAAAUGUGUAGACAAGCCAGGAAGUAAACUAGAUUCACGCACUGAAACAUGCAUCACCAACUGUGUAGAAAGAUUCAUUGAUGUUUCUCUGCUCAUUACCAACCGUUUUGCACAAAUGCUUGAGAAAGGAGGUGGCAUGCAUUGAAAAUUGUUUAGUUGUAAAUAUUUAAAGAUAAUAGUGAUUCUAUUCUACAUACAUUAUGUAAUUUUAAUAUAUGUUGAUACCAUAACCUACAAUUUAAUAAGUAGAAAAAUUCAAAACAUCAUGUCACAAUUUUGUUUAAUAUAUGUUUGUGAACAAUUAUUGACAUUAUAUAAAGAAUUUGUGAAUAUAUAGAUGAAAGAUAGUGAACUUUACUCAAUUAGUAAAUUCUAAGUAAUAUUGAUGAGUUACAUUAUGUUUCUAUACUUGAAUAGUAUCUUUAUAGUACAGCACAUAGGUAUAGUCCAUGUACUCACACAAAAAUUAUCAUAUUUAAUCUAAUAUAGUCAUCUUCUGUAAGGGUAUUUUCCUUACAAAACAUGACCUGAAAAGGAAUGUAAAAAUAAAUAUAUGGUCAAAAAAUAAACAAAAUUGUUGCCUUA